GGUUUCAAUUGUGGUUGUACAUAACAAUUCAAAAUGUACAUAAAGUCGUUGAUCAUUUUGGGAUUGGUUGCCCAUUGCUUGUGUUACGAUUGGGACACAGAAGGCAAGAAGUUUAACAAAGCCUGUGCAGAUGUGAAAAAUGGCUACGUGAGGGGAAAAAUCAGAGAACCCCAGAUUAAAAAUCAAAUAAAAUCAUGUUUGGGGGCUCAUAUAGGUAGCUAUGGCAAACAAGAAAAGAUACAGUACUACAUGACGAAAGCCCCCAAUCCUAACGAAGCAUAUUCCAUAUUCAAAACGGAUUUUUCUAUUUCAGUCGAUAGCUUCCAUAAUUUUGUUUAUUGCCUAGAAGGACUGUUGAGAAAAUAAACACCUUCAAUUAA
This is a messenger RNA of Aethina tumida (small hive beetle), 380 nucleotides long. RefSeq lists its product as uncharacterized. The record is from RefSeq and is a predicted model, not a curated record. The coding region runs from base 34 to 366 and encodes 110 amino acids. Lineage: Eukaryota; Metazoa; Arthropoda; Insecta; Coleoptera; Nitidulidae. The transcript has 3 exons.